Messenger RNA from Aspergillus nidulans FGSC A4, 966 nucleotides. Its product is annotated as SDR family oxidoreductase. Bases 1 to 966 code for a protein of 321 amino acids. Lineage: Eukaryota; Fungi; Ascomycota; Eurotiomycetes; Eurotiales; Aspergillaceae. The record is from RefSeq and is a predicted model, not a curated record. The transcript has a single exon. Gene Ontology annotation, molecular function: oxidoreductase activity.
AUGUCUGUCCUUAUUACCGGCGCAGGCGGCUACGUCGGCCAGGAGCUGGCGUCUGCCCUCCUUGCCAGCUCCCCAGAUUUGACUGUGACCCUGGCAGACGUCGUGGCCCCAGUCAUCCCUGCAUCUGCAGCGCAACAUGCGUCACGAACAAAGUGUAUUCAAGCCGAUCUUACUUCACCGAAAGUAGUCGACGAACUCUUUACAUCGUCCAACCGCUAUGACACAAUCUACCUCCUACAUGGAAUCAUGUCCAGCGGCGCCGAGGCCAACUUCGAGCUUGGAAUGCGCGUCAACUUCGACGCAACUCGGGAUAUCCUCGACAGGCUCCGCGCCGUCCAGCCCGGGGUCAAAGUCGUCUUUACGUCUAGCCUAGCGGUCUACGGACUUGCGCCCAAGGGCUUCGUGAUUGACGAGACAAACUUCCCACCCGUACCUUCGUCAUCCUACGGCACACAGAAGCUUAUGAUCGAACUGCUACUCAACGACUACUCUCGUCGUGGGUUCAUCGACGGUCGCGCCGUCCGUCUCCCUACGGUGACUGUACGAGCCGGGAAACCAACGCAAGCGGCGAGUAGCUUCGCGAGCGGAAUUAUCCGAGAGCCAUUUCACGGCGAGAAGGCGAUUCUGCCAGUUAGCAAGGACACAGAGAUGUGGAUCUGUUCCCCGUAUACGGUUGUCAAGAACCUUAUCCAUGCGGCCACGGUCCCUGCUGAGGCGUUUGGUGAUUCCAGGUCUGUCAAUCUGCCUGGUCUUGUGGUUAGCGUGCAAGAGAUGUUGGAUGCCUUGGAGGAGAUCGGUGGCAAGGAGAAACGGGCGCUUGUCGAGGAGAAAUACGAUGCGGAUAUUGAUCGAAUUGUGCAGACGUGGUCGCCGCACUUUAACCCGGCCCGAGCACUGAGUUUGGGAUUCUCGGAGGAUAUUCCCAUGAUUGAAAAUGUGCGGCAGUACGCUAGUCAGUUCAAGUAG